AUGGCCUCGCUUCCGUGUGUCGUGCCUCUUGGACGAUAUGAUACCGCCUACACGGCCGCAAGCAUCAUCCUGAACAUUGGCUGGCUGAUCGACUGCCCUCUGGACGGAGUGAAGUUGGAGCGGGCUUGGUGCCAACUGAACACUGUCUGGCCGAUCAUGUCAGCGAGGCUGAAGACCAACACCCGCACGGGAAACUGGGAGCUCCAUGUGCCUGAAUCAUCUGCGGUCGCGUCUGCUUGCGGCUUCACGACGACCACCAUCUACGGGCCCGUGGCAUCGCACUUCGACUACCCGAAGCCCACCGGGUCCAUCUUCUGCAGGGAAUUCGACAUCCCGCACCACUUCUAUUCUCAUCCUUCUCGUUGUUCAGCCAAAGCACUAUUGGAUAAGGAUGCCCCCGUCGCGGCCCUCCAUGUCACUCAUUUCGAUGAUGCGACUAUCGUCGGGCUCUCGAUCUCUCACUCCCUCUCGGAUGGGGCCGGUGUGAAGGAGGUGGUGUCUGCUCUUCUCAGCAUCCUCAGUGGCGAAGAGGUUUUACCAUUGGAAACUAUCGACCCCUUCCAGACGUACGAUACGGUCGAUGAUCCUUCACCACCCGAAGGUUGGAGGUUCUUCUCUGUCUUCCAGAUAAUAGCGCUCGUAGUGUUCACAAUCUGGGAGCGGAUUUGGUGUCCGAGUGACGGGUUGCGUGUGGUAUAUGUUCCUGCAGAAGAUGUGGCACGCCUGAAAGCGGAGGCCAUGUCCGACGUUUCUUCCGUUGACGGCGAGCAGGCAUGGAUCAGCACGAGCGAUGCUAUGGUCGCUUUUGUGCUGAAGUGCAUGUUCUCGUCGGAGAAGAGGCAUAAACCCCUUUCCGUCGCAUACACCGCAAACAUCCGCAAGCACUUGACUAUUAUCCCGUCACCAUACAUCCGCAAUGCGAAUAUAGCAAUACUGGUCCCCAUCGCAGACGCGUCGUCGGUACGCUCCACCUCCCUUGGGCCUUUAUCCCUCCUCGUUCGGCGCCAGCUCGGGGCGCAGCUUCAACCUGCUGCCCUAAAUCGAUACUUUCAAUGGCGUCUCGCCUAUCCCAAGAAGGUCCCGAUGUUCAUGGAGCCGACCGGUCUAUGGACGGCGAUCACGAACUGGCGGGAGAUGGACUUCAUGCGUCUCGACUGGACGCCUGCCACCCUCGACCCAGAAAGGGCGAAACCGAAAUGUCUGCAUUUACAUGCGCAUGCUUACACUGAUGUACAGAUGAGGAACAUGUUCGUCAUUGGGCCGGACGACCCUUCGGGCGGGAUUUGGAUGUCCGGGUAUCUGUCUAAUGUACAAUGGGAGGACAAGAUGGGCUUCGGACGAUACACGAUGAUUUAG
Punctularia strigosozonata HHB-11173 SS5 is the source of this 1356-nucleotide messenger RNA. RefSeq lists its product as uncharacterized. Lineage: Eukaryota; Fungi; Basidiomycota; Agaricomycetes; Corticiales; Punctulariaceae. The record is from RefSeq and is a predicted model, not a curated record. The coding region runs from base 1 to 1356 and encodes 451 amino acids. The transcript is spliced from 3 exons. Gene Ontology annotation, molecular function: acyltransferase activity, transferring groups other than amino-acyl groups.